This is a messenger RNA of Caenorhabditis briggsae, 609 nucleotides long. NCBI's taxonomy places the organism in Eukaryota, Metazoa, Nematoda, Chromadorea, Rhabditida, Rhabditidae. The record is from RefSeq and is a predicted model, not a curated record. The transcript has a single exon. Bases 1 to 609 code for a protein of 202 amino acids.
AUGUCAGCAACCUCCGACAACGACUUGAUGCUCCUGGAAAGGACUCUGGAAGUUUUCGAAAAUGUCGCCAAGAAUUCUGAAAAACUCGAAAAUCCAGAAAGUCUGAAAUUGGCUGAAAAACAGGCGGGAGAUUUUGAAAAUGCCGCCCGGAUCAUUCAACAGUGUCAAAUCGAUAUCGAUCGAGCGAUUGAUCGGGAUCAGCAUAAGAAAUCAAAAAUGGUUGUGGACCGAAUUUUUGAAAUCGUUCGGCGCCUUUAUCAAAUUUUCAAAAAUCUGGCAAAAAUCGAGAAUCAAUCGGAUCCGAUGGAUUUCCAAUAUGGGAAAGAUCGAGGAGAGAAAGGCGAGAAUCUGGCUCAAUGUGUUGCAAGUGCGCUCCGUUGGUACGCGAAUGGAUGCGAGAGGAAAUUGGCGGAAAAUAGUUCUGGAAAUUCUGAAAAUUCGAAAAAAUCCAAACUUCAAAAACAAGCGUCGGAAGAUUGGGAUUUGCCGAGGGUUCCUGUGAUAAAGGCGCCGGAAAUUGGAGAGGAGGAGAUUCAGAGACAAUAUGAGCAAUCCACGUGGGCAGCGAAUGUCAAGAAGAUUCAGGAACUUUUUGCGAUGAAGAAAUGA